Rosa rugosa (rugosa rose) is the source of this 1726-nucleotide messenger RNA. RefSeq names its product aspartyl protease family protein At5g10770-like. Lineage: Eukaryota; Viridiplantae; Streptophyta; Magnoliopsida; Rosales; Rosaceae. Gene Ontology annotation, molecular function: aspartic-type endopeptidase activity. The record is from RefSeq and is a predicted model, not a curated record. Gene Ontology annotation, biological process: proteolysis. Bases 66 to 1538 code for a protein of 490 amino acids. The transcript has 3 exons.
AUAAGAGCGUGCUUGCUUCUUGCAGGAGCUAGCCAGCAACUAUCAUACUGAGUGAAGGCCGGAAUAUGACUACCAUGGCAACUCCCAGUGUUCAUUCUGGCUGCUCCUUCCUCGCCAACAAGUACUUGAUUUCCUUUUGUGUAUUUGUAUGCCUUAAUAUUCUCUCUUCUUUGGACAAGGGCUUCGCUUUGAGUACUCAUCAGACAGAUGUUCAACUCAGCUCUCUACUACCAGCAUCGACCUGCAGCCCCUCCACCAGAGGUCAUGAUAAGAAGAAGGCAACACUUAAAGUGGUACACAGGCAUGGUCCAUGCUCUAAGAUGUCCCAGCCUAACCAAUACAAGACCACAACUCCAACUCACACUCAGAUCCUCCAGCAGGACCAAGCCCGAGUCGACUCAAUCCACUCCCGGAUGGGUGACAACCUAAGGCAAACCGACGCAUCCAUCCCCGCCAAGUCCGGCAGCGUAGUGGGCUCGGGAAACUACAUUGUGACCGUGGGCUUGGGCUCACCCGCAAAACAACUCUCGCUCAUAUUCGACACCGGGAGCGACCUCACUUGGACUCAGUGUCAACCUUGUGUCAAGUCAUGUUACAAACAGAAGGAGCCCAUCUUUGACCCAUCCCUCUCCAAAUCGUAUACCAACAUUUCCUGUAAUUCACCAUUCUGCUCUCAACUCAUAUCAGCCACAGGUACCAAACCUUAUUGCUCAAGCGGCACAUCAACUUGCGUAUACGACAUACAAUACAGAGAUAAAUCCUUCUCCGUGGGAUUCUUUGCUAAAGAAAGGUUGACACUAACGUCAACGGACUAUUUCGACGGGUUUCUCUUCGGCUGUGGCCAAAACAAUCAAGGCCUUUUUGGCGGGUCUGCCGGGUUAUUGGGCCUGGGCCGCAACAAAAUCUCCCUUGUCGAACAGAGCGCCCAAAAGUACGGCCGCUUCUUUUCCUACUGCCUACCCUCAACUUCCUGUGCCACCGGUUACCUCAGCUUCGGAAAAGGCGGCGGACCCUCCAAAGCUGUCAAGUUCACGCCGCUAUCCAUUGUAUCUGGACGCGGGUACUUAGGCGGGUCCUUUUACGGCCUGGAUGUCGUUGGAAUCAACGUCGGCGGAUGUCGGGUAUCGAUUCCCGCUUCGGUUUUUUCGUCCUCAGGGACCAUUAUCGACUCAGGGACGAUGAUAACGCGGCUUCCGGCAACGGCGUACAGCGCUUUGAGGGAUGCAUUUAAGCGAGGAAUGAAAAGCUACCCGCAAGCUGAGGCGCUUUCGAUACUGGACACGUGCUACGACCUGAGCGGGAGCAGCAAGGUGUCGUAUCCCAAAAUAGCGUUCGCUUUCAGCGGUGGAUUGACGUUGGAUUUGGAUGCGACAGGCAUAUUUUACGUGGCCAGUGCUUCGCAGGUGUGCUUGGCGUUCGCUGGGAAUAGUGAUGACAGCGACAUUGCCAUAUUUGGGAAUGUUCAACAGAAACGGUUGCAGGUGGUGUAUGACGUCGCCGGUGGAAAGAUUGGAUUUUCCCCUGCCGGUUGCCCCUGAUGGAUCGUAAUCAAAUUAUGUAUUAUUAUUGCUUAGGCUGGCUUGAUUAAUAACAAACUGAUUAAGCCCGGCUACGUAAGUUUGAUUUAAAGGAUUGCUGAUUAAAAGAUCGUCGAUGGAUAGAUAAUCUGGAAGAAAGUUGUACAUCAGUAAGGGUAUAAUUUAUAGUGAACUCUCUCCUUGCUUUG